Homalodisca vitripennis (glassy-winged sharpshooter) is the source of this 2505-nucleotide messenger RNA. RefSeq lists its product as uncharacterized. Gene Ontology annotation, biological process: signal transduction. The record is from RefSeq and is a predicted model, not a curated record. NCBI's taxonomy places the organism in Eukaryota, Metazoa, Arthropoda, Insecta, Hemiptera, Cicadellidae. The transcript has 11 exons. Bases 537 to 2072 code for a protein of 511 amino acids.
AAAGAAAAAGUCGUUAAUACUUUUAAGUUUGUUAAGUCUUAUUACUUGGAAAAUUGGAUGUGACUAAAAAGGUUGAAAUCAUUCAAAACUGAUUACAGUAAUCAAAUAAUAACAUAUCAGUUCUCUGAGUUUAAUGUUUCAAACAAGCAUAAAUUUUUAUUCUAAAUAUCGAAGACUAGAAAACAUUGGUUCACAACUACCGAUUGCAAAAACAUGGAAAGUUAAAACCAAAACUUCGAUGAUAAUCUCAAGCAAGCUAACUAACAUCGUGGCGUAGUCAGUCAAACAGUCACUUUCAGUACUCAGUCAGUAUUCGCUAUUCGGUAGCGUGAAGACUGAAGAGAAGGCGGAAACACAAGAUUAGGAUUGGAUGUAGGCAGAAGACAAAACAGCAACAGAAAGCAGAACCUUACUAUUGAGUCUUGACUGACUGAUCGCAGGACAUUGACACUGCCUUCUCUUCAAACAAUUGUCAAAUAGGAAUUGUGAAGAGUAGUAAGUUAUCUAAUGAUUAGCAGUCAUUAAGUGUUAAAAGAAUGUGGAAGUGUCAUAAGUGUGGAAAACCAGUAUAUUUUGCGGAGAGAAAACAAUCUUUGGGUUAUGAUUGGCAUCCUGAAUGUCUUCGAUGUGAAGAGUGUGGGAAGAGGCUAAACCCUGGCCAACAUGCAGAGCAUAAAGGAGUGCCUUACUGUCAUGUACCUUGUUAUGGAGCAUUGUUUGGACCUCAGUUGUUUGGCCAUGGCACUAGAGUUGAAUCACACACCAGCUUUGGCAAAGUGGAAAAUAAAUCAGCUGGUCCUAACAUGUCCAGAUCCCAUCUGGAGUCCAAGCUGAAACUUUUUAAUCAAUUCUAUGAUGGGAAAAGUGGAGAAAUCAGGAGUAGAGAGGUAAACGGACGUUUGGUGCUAGAAGGCGCUCUGCGUAUCUACUGGGGUGUACUGGGAGUGAUACAUCUGAAGGAGGAUGAUGACCAACGUACUGUUGUCACCAUCAGGAAACGUAACUCAUGCCGUAGCAGCGUUUUCAAUGUGAAGACUGAUGAAGUGUGUGUGGAUGUUGAGCACAUCAACAACAGUACGAACCAUGUGACAGCGUGUGAUGACAGUGACGAGGUAGAGGAGAGUGUGACUAGUGGUGACAGUGGGGUGGACCUGUCUACGGCCGGAGCCAGCAGUGAGGUGGACAGUGGCGGGGGGAGCGUGAUGACGAGUAGAGACAGCCUCGACAGUGUCACUCCCUCCAACAAGUCUCUCACUCUACCGACUAAGCUCGAUAUUAAGCAAAUCGAUUGGGAUGAACUUGACGAUUUAUUGCAGGUAGAGCGUCACGUAGAUGAGAGCCAGAAGUUGUACCAGACGAUGCCGGCAAGUGUGUUGGCCUCACUAAAUACGACCACCAGUAGUACGACAGCUACGGACCAUGAAUCGGACCAAGAACAGGACUCGUACUCGCAGCAUUUUGAGGACAACGUUGAGCCAAGCGGACCAGACCCCAGCAGCGAGGACGAAGAACAACAGACGGUGGUACGGCGACGUACAGGACCCGCUGCCAUCAAGCGUCGGGCUGGUCAUCGUCGUUCUCGCUCCUCCAAAUUGAGGCGGAGGUGUUCUAUUAAUGGCCACUUCUAUAACCGUGAGACCAGUUUCUUCACCCCUCCGUUUGGCAGCCAGAUGUCAGUAUGGGUCACAUCACUGGUAUCCACACAGGAGGUCAUCAAUCUCAUGCUGGACAAGUACAAAGUGGAUAGCCAGCCUGCCAACUUUGCUCUGUUUGUUGUCAGGGAUAAUGGAGAACAACGCAGGCUGCAAGACGAGGAAUACCCACUACUGGUGAGGGUAAUGUUGGGACCUCACGAGGACGUUGCCAAGUUGUAUCUUAUGGAUAGACACAGCACUGACGAGAUCAGCUGUGAGGUAGCUCAGUUUCUAAACCUGAGCACCACAGAGUGUCGAGCCAUUCUGGAACGGUAUUCGUAUGAAGAGGAGAGAGAAGUAAGACGUGUUAAAGCAAAAUUUAGAGAAAUGAGAAGACAGAUGAAACAGCGUAUGGAAGAGUUAAAAGUUAGGUUAUGAUAAAAUUAGAGAAUUUACCGCGAUAAUCACUUACUCGACUAAUCAAUUAAUGUAACAGUUCAAUUUAUGAGCAAUAAGAACAAAAUUAUUAUAAAAAUAAUAAUGCAGAAUCAGAUAUAUGAUACCUGUAGUUGACAUAGGUCUGCAGGCAUGUACUUUGUCAAAUACAUCACUAAUACUGUCUGCGUACAUGUCAUUUUUGUGGAACUUUACAUUGAAAUAAUGUAUAGGGGUUGUCAAUAGGUUGAAUUUUAUGUAAAGGAGAUGCAUUCUUUUAUUCCCUGUUGUUAUUCGUAAUGUGAAAACCUCUGUUUCCUUAUUUAUGAGUGUCAAAGUAAUGUAAAUUCCCAGUGUAUUCUGACUCGAGUUUUACCCACUUCCAAUAUAUCAGUUUUCAAUGUUUUAAAUACAUGCUGAUCCUCUGUGAAUAGAA